Molecule: messenger RNA, 984 nt
Organism: Porites evermanni
Lineage: Eukaryota; Metazoa; Cnidaria; Anthozoa; Scleractinia; Poritidae
Source: the annotation of a GenBank genome assembly
AUGUCUGAUAACAACACUGUCGUGUCUUACAUUAAUUCUGUGGGAGGUUGUAGAUCUUUAGAAUGUAAGUCCAUUGCUAAGAGUAUUUGGGAUUGGGCUAUUGACAAAGAUAUUUGGUUAUCAGCAGCCCAUAUUCCAGGAUCAAGUGAUAUUGAUGCUGAUCAGUUAUCUCGGAAUUUGAAUUUGGAUCUGGAAUGGAUGCUUUCAGCUCCUAUUUUUCAGAGAAUAGUAGCUUUAUUUGGCAAACCAGAUAUACAUCUAUUUGCUACUAGACUUAAUGCUCAGGUGGAGGAUUAUGUUUCCUGGAAACCACAUCCAAUGGCAAAGUUUGUAGAUGCUUUUACCAUUUUUCUUCUAUGCUUAUCCUCCAUUUUGUCUUGUUUCAAGGUGUGUACAGAAAAUAUUCACGACCGGGCAUCAGGAAUUCUAGUAAUUCCCUUGUGGAUAACUCAGCCUUAUUUUACGGCUGUACUCAGCCUACUAACAGAAGCGCCACGUGUAUUAAAUGCUUCAGUUCAGAAUCUGAUUCAUCCAACUCUGGACGGUCCUCAUCCCCUACACCAACGUCUGCAGUUGAUGGUAUGCAAGUUAUCAGGCGAUCCUUGCAAGAGUCUGAGAUUUCGCCAGACAUUGUUGACAUCAUCAUGCAUUCAUGGAGAGAGCACACGGAAGCAAUAUAAAGUGUAUAUCUACAAGUGGCUGCAGUUUUGCAGUGAAAGGUCACAUGAUCCAUUGCAUCCCACUGCGACGGCUGUACUCUCUUUUCCGCAUAGUCUUUUCAAGACUGGCUUGAGCUAUUCUGUGCUAAAUACAGCUUGGUCUGCAGUUUCUAAAAUUGACAUGAGUGAUAGUGAUGCUCCAGAUCAUACACCUGUAGGAAAGCACUUCCUUGUUUGCCGUUACCUUAAAGGGGUGUUCAACAAGCUCAAGCCUGUGCCGAAGUAUAAAAAUAUCUGGUCCAUGGAUACUGUCCUUGAUUACUAG